UGGUGACGUCACGCAGAAGCUUCCGGGCUGGCGGCCCGGUGAUGUUCUGAAUUUUAGUAUUUUACUGCGGGUUUAUACGGUUUUACGGCAGGCUGGCAGCUGCGAUUCGAAGCCAUGCGGAGAGGUGAAGUCCAUCCCCAGUGAGAGCGUCGGCUUCCGGGACAAAGUGCUCCGCUGGAGCGGCUGAAGGAGGUUUGGUCGACUUUCUGCUCAAAGAAACCUCCGUCAGUACCUACAGAGGACGGCACGGCUCGCCGCCUCUCUGGGUUUGAUUCCUCCGCAGCUGGGCGUCCAUCGACGUGAAGAUGAAGUUGAAGGAGGACAUGAACCCCCUGCUGCUGCAGGUUUUCCGCUCGGUGGUCUGGGUCUACUCCGUCAUCACCUUCCUUCCCUGGUACUUCUUCUCUGGAGCCGGCACCAAUCUGGAGCGGGCCCGUCGGAUCAAGGCUCGCUCCGUCAGCGGACACCCGGCGGGGCCCUACCGGGCGCUCAACAGUCGAGACAAGCUGGUGGCGUGGCUGCACCCCGGGGUGGACACCCUGGACAAGAUGUUCGAGCACGCCACGCACAGGUUUCCUCUGAGGGACUGUCUGGGCACCAGAGAGGUGCUGAGUGAGGAGGACGAGCUCCAGCCCAACGGCAAGGUCUUCAAAAAGGUCAUUCUGGGGAACUAUAACUGGCUCUCGUUCGAGGAGGCCUACCAGGCUGCCAAGCAUUUUGGCAGCGGUCUGGCGGCGCUCAGCCAGAAGCCUCACUGCAACAUCGCCAUCUUCUGUGAGACCCGGGCCGAGUGGCUGGUGGCAGCGCAGGCCUGCUUCAUGUACAACUUCCCACUCGUGACGCUGUACUCCACUCUGGGACCGGUGGCCAUCGCUCACGGCCUGAACGAGACCGAAGUGACUCACAUCAUCACGAGCAAAGACCUGCUGCAGAGCCGCCUCAAGGCUAUUCUGUGCGACGUGCCGAGGCUGCGGUACAUCAUUGUAGUGGACAGCAAACCCACGAGCUGGCCAGACAUCCCCAGAGGCAUCGUGGUGCACAGCAUGGACGCCGUGAAGGAGAUGGGAUCGCAGCCUGACAACAUUGCGGUGGAGCGCCGACAGCCGCAGCCUUCCGACAUCGCGGUCAUCAUGUACACCAGCGGCUCCACCGGCAUCCCCAAAGGCGUCAUGAUCUCCCACGGCAACAUCAUGGCCGGCAUCACGGGCAUGGCCGAGCGAAUCCCCAACCUGGAUGAGACAGACACCUACAUCGGCUACCUGCCGCUGGCCCACGUCCUGGAGCUCAGCGCCGAGCUGGUGUGCCUCUCUCACGGCUGCCGCAUCGGCUACUCGUCCCCUCAGACCCUGGCAGACCAGUCCACGAAGAUAAAGAAGGGCAGCAAAGGCGACACCAGCGUGCUGAAGCCCACGCUCAUGGCCGCGGUACCCGAGAUCAUGGACCGAAUCUACAAGAACGUGAUGACUAAAGUGGAGGAGAUGAGCAGAUUCCAGAGGACGCUCUUUGUGCUGGCUUACAACUACAAGAUGGAGCAGAUCUCUAAAGGCUACAGCACGCCUCUGUGUGACAGUUUGGUGUUCAAGCGAGUGCGAGCGCUGUUGGGAGGAAACACCCGGGUGCUGCUGUCUGGUGGGGCGCCGCUGUCCGCCGCCACGCAGCGCUUCAUGAACAUCUGUCUGUGCUGCCCCGUGGGCCAAGGCUACGGCCUGACGGAGACGUGUGGAGCCGCCACCAUCAGCGAGGUUUGGGACUACAGCACCGGCAGGGUGGGCGCCCCGCUGGUGUGUUCAGAGAUCACUCUGAAGGACUGGGAAGAAGGCGGUUACUACAGCACAGACAAGCCCAACCCGCGAGGGGAGAUUCUCAUUGGCGGGCCCAACGUCACCAUGGGUUACUACAAGAGCCAAGGCAAGAACCACGAGGACUUCUUUGUGGACGAGAAAGGCCAGAGGUGGUUUUGUACCGGAGACAUUGGAGAGUUCCACGCUGACGGGUGCCUCAAGAUCAUCGAUCGCAAGAAAGACCUGGUGAAACUGCAGGCGGGAGAAUAUGUCUCUCUAGGAAAAGUGGAGGCCGUUUUGAAGAACUGCCCACUCAUAGACAACAUCUGUGCCUACGCCAACAGCGACCAGUCGUACGUCAUCGGCUUCGUGGUGCCGAACCACAAGCAGCUGACGGCGCUAGCCGAGCAGAUGCAGGUGAGGGGCAGCUGGGAGGAGAUCUGCAACAACGCCCAGAUGGAGAGGGAGGUCCUCCGAAUCAUCGCAGAGGCCGCCGUGUCCGCGAAACUUGAGCGAUUCGAGAUCCCCAAGAAGAUCCGCCUGAGCGCCGAGCCGUGGACCCCGGAGACCGGCCUGGUCACGGACGCAUUCAAACUCAAACGCAAGGAGCUCAAGUCACACUACCAGGAGGACAUCGAGAGGAUGUACGGUGGAAAAUAGCUCACACACACACACACACACACACACACACACACUCCAACAACACAAACACAUCCACACAUAGACAAGAAGCUUAAAGGCCUCGAUCAGGACGACCUCCACUUCAGCACACACACACACACUCACACACACGACACACGCCGCCUCCUCAGCUUCCCUGUAACCAGCCUCGAUCAAAGCAGGGUGGGAGGGGGGAGGGGGGUCUCCUCAGUCCAUCGGCCUCCGAGCCGGCCAGGCGUGAGCGCCCGCCACUCUUUCCGGGGUUUGUCCUCCGUUGACCCGCUCCGAGUCGGACAUUCACAUGACCGGAAGUAGAGAAAGGUGAGGUUGGACGCCUGCGCUCUGCCGUCUGUUCUUCCUGCUCCCCGCCUCGCCCCGCCCCCACCCUCGCCCUGGCUCGGGACUCGGGGAGCCGGACUCAUCCCUCCCGGGCUCCAGGAACAUUCAGGUUGGACUCUUGGCAGGGAUCCCUCUAAUCUCAUUUUUUAAGUCUGUUGCUACAUUUCUCCUCGUUUGUUUCGGUUCUUUGUGUGUUUGGAAGCCAUGAGAGAUUUAGCGUUAAGUCGUCUUUUUUCUUACUCUUAUUUCAAGGUGAUAUUAUUCUGGAUUUUGUAUUUCGGAGUUUUGUUUACAAGCUUUAUUCUUAUUUUUUUGGUAUAAUUUUGUCUUUUUUUUUGUUGCCUGUCCUAAACUUUGUCCACUUGAGUGUGUGCUUUCUGAUUUGAGUGUUUGGUGCCCUGCUCCUCUGCUCUCUGCAGCCUGGGCUUGUUUUCUCCACAUGCUCCUCCAGUCACGGUCAAACCACCGUCGGGAUGACUCCAAGGGAAUUACUGUAGAAUAAUAGUUAGCGUUAGCUUAGCCUCUCAUUCUUAGCUCGUCCCAGUUACUCUUUUGACCGCGGUCUGCUUACUGUUACUUUCAUCUUUGUUUCUAACUCUCAACUAUUAAGUACAAAAUGAAUGUGCAAUAUUUAUACUCCAGUUUGAAAGUAUGUAAAAAGGAAAGAAGCGCACAGACAGCAGCCCCUCCAUGGUGUUUAAAGCUUCGGCCUCCGUUUCAGGCUGACAGGAAACUCAUCACAGGAAUAAAGAUGGUAGACAGACACUGAUAGGAAGUGUAGAUGUAGCCUGUUCUUAACAUACUGUGCUAAACCUGUAAAUUCUCCUCUGUAAGACUGUAAGAUGUAAUAUUUGGCAUUGUCGAAACUGCAUGAUGAAAAGUGUGCAAACUGUACCAAAGCACUUGAAUAUACAGAGAAUUGGAAGAAGUGGGGAAGUUCUUCAUGAUGAAUUAGAAGUGACAGUCGCAAUUCCUUCUCCAGCUGUAUGAUAUCGUGCCGUGUAUAUAAAAGGACCUGCUCCUCUGGGAUUCUGUAACCUGACAUUUAUUCAUACUAGUGUAAAGUAUACAGCUAGCACCACUUUUCAGGCCGCUGGUGAUUGAAUCAGUGCAGGCGACCUUCCUGCUUUGGCUUUCCUCUUUUUUAAUCUCAGUGGACAGAAGGUGGAAUGGCGUUUUGUUCGGUGGUGCUUCUGGAAGGUCGAUAUCUGGGUUGCAGUCCUUUCUGAAUGCAGCAUUAAUUUCGGGUACUCUAACAAUGCCUCUUAUCGGAUGUUUUUAGGAUUUCUUUCGGUCAGAGGUUUUCAAAAUGUGGGAGGAUGACUGGAAGGUGUCCGCUCAGUCUUUGCGUUUGGCCGAGAGCUUUGGCCUCCGUUCCUCUCACAGUAAACAGCUGUCACGUCGUUCAGUUUUACACUCCACUCAUUUCUUUUUAUCGUGACUUAUUUGCCUGCUGAGGAAUUCCAUCCCACACUUUGAAAACCGCUGCCUGGCCCGCUAAACUCCCACCACGCGCUAUCAGGACGGAGUGGGAAGGAAUCCUCCGCUCCCGUGUGUGUUUGGAAUAAAGAAGUUUCUCCCUGACAUUUCACUCAGACGUCUGUCGCUUACUGCGCUGCUUCGUUUCUGCCUGGCUCGAGGCGGCUUGUUGCCUUCUGACACGCGUGAGCUUGUUGUCUUCAGGGGUCUCUAGAAUGUGAAUCACUCCCCACGCGUCGUUUCCCCCCCAACAGGCCGACGCGGCAAAGACAGCAGGUGAACCUCGCCGUUUCUGCUCUGAACGGUCAGCGGUCCACCAGGGACUGGACAGUGGACAGCCUCCUUUUCGUAUUUAAUAAUGUUUGGUACUGAACGGUUUUGGGAGGACAUGGGGGGGAAGGGAGGGGCCAGCCCCUCCUCGUUUUGUGUGGUUCAGUGGCCGUGCAAGCUGAGGUGCUGCGAGUGUCUCCUUCCUUAUUUAUUUGUGAUUUGGCCUUGGAAUUUAUUCUGUAAUGAAAUAAACAGGUUUGUGUUGUAAGCUC
Messenger RNA from Salarias fasciatus (jewelled blenny), 4801 nucleotides. It is a transcript of the gene acsl3b, whose product is annotated as acyl-CoA synthetase long chain family member 3b. The transcript has 15 exons. Gene Ontology annotation, biological process: long-chain fatty-acyl-CoA metabolic process; neuron differentiation; long-chain fatty acid metabolic process. Gene Ontology annotation, molecular function: long-chain fatty acid-CoA ligase activity. The record is from RefSeq and is a predicted model, not a curated record. Lineage: Eukaryota; Metazoa; Chordata; Actinopteri; Blenniiformes; Blenniidae. The coding region runs from base 306 to 2441 and encodes 711 amino acids. Gene Ontology annotation, cellular component: endoplasmic reticulum; plasma membrane; lipid droplet.